AUGGUGGAGGGCCGUCCGCAGCUGCAUCUUUUCUACCUGUUCCUACUACUACUAGUAUGGCCUAAUGUGGUGAUUGCCAAUAAUAAUAAGAAUGAUGAAGUCCGCAUGGGCACUACCAUUGUGGCCUUGAAGUGUCAAGACGGAGUCAUUGUGGGUGCCGAUACACGCACGUCGACAGGUUCCAUGGUCAGCAAUCGAUUCGCCCACAAGUUAUCCAUGAUCUAUCAACAAGGACCCGUCUCGUGUGUCCUCUGUCGUUCCGGCAGUGCGGCCGAUACCCAAUUCUUGGCCGAUCAUGCCCGAUGGACAUUCGACAACGAUGCAACCACAGAUCGAGUGAGCGUGACGCAAAUGGCACAGUGGUUGAAAUGUGUCAUUCGAGGCAAUCCACGGUACUCGGCCAGUUUGUUGUGUGUGGGAUACGAUCCCAAUACGCAAGGCAAAAUCUAUUCCAUUGCCCAAUCUGGCGCCAUGAUGGAGGAACCGAUCUAUGCGGCAGCUGGGUCGGGGUCCACGUAUAUUUUGGGAUUGAUGGACGAGGCUUGUCGUCCACAGCUCUUGAAAGAACAAGAUGCGAUUGAUCUAGUUGCCAAGUUAGUUCAUGGAGCCAUGGCCAGAGAUGGAAGCUCUGGGGGAAUGGCAAGAAUCACAAUCAUGAAUCAACGGGGAUACAAGGAAAUUGUGGUACCGCCACCUCAAGAGGGGGGCGAUACAAGUGCAGAAUCACCAACACAGUUGAAGGGGUUUCAGGCAGCAGCAACCACAAGAUUGAAUACCUCGCCUGCUUUUGUUGGAAAGUAG
Seminavis robusta is the source of this 801-nucleotide messenger RNA. Lineage: Eukaryota; Bacillariophyta; Bacillariophyceae; Naviculales; Naviculaceae. The record is from the annotation of a GenBank genome assembly.